Molecule: messenger RNA, 285 nt
Organism: Ilex paraguariensis (yerba mate)
Lineage: Eukaryota; Viridiplantae; Streptophyta; Magnoliopsida; Aquifoliales; Aquifoliaceae
Source: the annotation of a GenBank genome assembly
AUGGGGAGAAAUGGACGGCAGAGAUGGAUUGAAUUGAUUUUGGUGGGUUUGGAUAGGUUGGUGGAGAGAGAAAAUUGGUGGGAUUUGGAAGAAGGUAUGAGAGAUUGGGUUUCAACAAUCGAUUUGUUGGGGAAAAUAGAACUCGUGCUUGUGAGAGCCAUUGUUUUGUGGGUAGAAGGGUCUGUGUUCUUGGGCACUGUGUGUGAUGGUGGAGGCGGUGGUGCAGGGAAUACGGUGGAGGUUGGGGGUGGUGCAGGGAAAGAGGGAAAAAAAGGUAUUGCUUAA